Messenger RNA from Pteropus alecto (black flying fox), 2576 nucleotides. It is a transcript of the gene SPTLC3, whose product is annotated as serine palmitoyltransferase long chain base subunit 3. Gene Ontology annotation, biological process: sphingosine biosynthetic process; ceramide biosynthetic process. Gene Ontology annotation, molecular function: pyridoxal phosphate binding; serine C-palmitoyltransferase activity. The transcript is spliced from 12 exons. The record is from RefSeq and is a predicted model, not a curated record. The coding region runs from base 268 to 1926 and encodes 552 amino acids. NCBI's taxonomy places the organism in Eukaryota, Metazoa, Chordata, Mammalia, Chiroptera, Pteropodidae. Gene Ontology annotation, cellular component: serine palmitoyltransferase complex.
GGCAAUCUUCUUUGUAGUCUCAGGAUCUAGUUUGCUGCCGUGGAAGCCACAUUCUAAAUUGAGGAGUGGAAAGGUAACAGUUUGUUUUUAGUUUCAAAGAUCUCCCCAAAAGAUAGAUUGUUGCUCUUCUUCUGGAAAAUCUUGAUUGGUAGGAUUCCUCCAAGAGCUCAGCCUAAAGUGCUUAUCCUAUCCCCUCACCAACUUCAAAACUGAAGCGUGCCAAGAACUUCUGGAGGAAAAUCUGCUGGGUUCCAUCAUUUCACACAAAUGGCUAAUUCUGGAGGUGGUGCUGUUUGUAAUGGGAAUCUUCACAAUCACAAAAAACAGAGUGACGGCUUGCCAAGUGAGAACUGCACAAAGAAUGGGAUAUUGAAAGAAGCCCAGCAAAAUGGGAAGCCACAUUUUUACAAUAAGCCAAUUGUUGAAUCCUUUGAGGAAGCACCUCUUCACGUUCUGGUCUUCACUUAUAUGGGAUAUGGAAUUGGAACUCUAUUUGGCUAUCUCAGAGACUUUUUGAGAAGCCGGGGAAUAGAAAAAUGCAACGCAGCCGUAGAGCGAGAAGAACAAAAAGAUUUUGUGCCACUGUAUCAAAACUUUGAGAAUUUUUACACACGGAACCUUUACAUGAGAAUCAGAGACAACUGGAACCGGCCCAUUUGCAGUGCCCCAGGAGCUCUGUUCGAUGUGAUGGAGAGGGUAUCAGAUGACUACAACUGGACAUUUAGGUUUACUGGAAGAAUCAUCAAAGAUGUCAUCAACAUGGGCUCCUAUAACUUCCUUGGCCUGGCAGCUAGAUACGAUGAAUCUAUGAGGACAGUGAAGGAUGUUUUAGAGUCGCAUGGCGUAGGUGUGGCCAGUACUAGAUGUGAAAUGGGAACCUUAAAUAAGCAUAAAGAGUUGGAGGACCUUGUGGCUAAGUUCCUGAAUGUAGAAGCAGCCAUGGUCUUUGGGAUGGGAUUUGCAACUAACUCAAUGAAUAUCCCUGCACUAGUUGGAAAGGGAUGCCUCAUUUUAAGCGAUGAGUUAAACCAUGCAUCUCUUGUGCUUGGGGCCAGAAUUUCAGGUGCAACCAUAAGGAUCUUCAAACACAACAACAUGCAAAGCCUCGAGAAGCUCCUGAGAGAUGCUAUAAUCUACGGCCAGCCUCGAACCCGCAGAGCUUGGAAAAAGAUUCUCAUCUUGGUGGAGGGCGUCUACAGCAUGGAGGGUUCCAUCGUGCGUCUUCCCCAGAUCGUGGCUCUAAAGAAGAAAUACAAGGCUUACCUCUACAUAGAUGAAGCUCACAGCAUUGGGUCCCUGGGCCCAACCGGCCGGGGUGUAGUGGAAUUCUUUGGAAUGGACCCUCAAGAUGUCGAUGUGUUAAUGGGCACAUUCACCAAAAGCUUUGGGGCCGCAGGAGGUUACAUAGCUGGAAGGAAGGAUCUUGUGGAUUAUUUACAAGUUCACUCACAUAGUGCUGCUUAUGCUACAUCCAUGAGCCCCCCGAUAGCAGAGCAAAUCAUCAGAUCAAUGAAACUCAUCAUGGGACUGGAUGGGACCACGCAAGGGUUGCAGAGAGUACGGCAACUUGCAAAAAACACAAGAUACUUCCGACAGAGACUGAAUGACAUGGGAUUCAUUGUCUAUGGCAAUGAGGAAUCUCCCGUUAUUCCUGUGCUUCUUUACAUGCCUAGUAAAGUAGCGGCUUUUGCAAGGCAUCUAUUAAACAGAAAAAUUGGGGUAGUUGUAGUUGGAUUUCCAGCUACUCCCCUCGCAGAAGCUCGGGCACGAUUCUGUCUUUCAGCAGCACAUACCCGGGAGAUGUUAGACACAGUUUUGGAAGCCUUGGAUGAGAUGGGCGAUCUCCUGCAACUGAAAUAUUCCCGGCACAGGAAGUCAGCGCGCCCUGAACUCUAUGAUGAAACGAGUUUUGAACUUGACGAUUAAAUUUCCUGAUCCUGAAUGGAACCUAAAGACUUUGCCAGAAAGACCUCUUUUCUUGCCUCAAAAGGAAUAUAAAUGGAUUUCUCUCCCUUUCUAAGGAUAAUUUUGGUUUCUGAAUCAGUUUAAUUUAACAUCUCCAAUUCAGGACUGCAGAGACAAAAAUAUGAUUUUAGAUUUUAAGCUCUCCUCUCCCAAGUAUCCCCUUACGGAUAUACAUGCAUAAACACACACUUCUUAGAAUAUUUUUAAUAGCAAGGAGCCUGUGUUUUAGUUGCUACCAUGCAGCCUCUUUGGUUCAGACUCUUUCAGGAUUUCCAACCAAAUGAAAGGGUUUUGAUUUUUAAUUCAGGGUUUUGAUUUUUAUUUCAUCUGCAGACAUGGGUAAGAGUGGUGGGCAGUAGCCGACCUUCUUGUUGCAUGCAUGAAAACACCUGCUAGAACCCGGUAUCAUGAGAAGUUCCAGGCAGGAGUGUAAAGACAUGUUGCUUCUACCAUUUACCACAUUUGGACUUUUUCCAAGGACAAGUGUCACAAGCCAUAGUUAGUGUUUCAAGGGAGAGAGCAGAAUUGGCCAGCAGCAACUAGAGACAUCUUUGAAGGAAACUUUCCUUUUCCUCUUGCUGGUCUCAUACAGUUUUACAGCUGAGCUUUUG